This is a messenger RNA of Linum tenue, 1087 nucleotides long. Lineage: Eukaryota; Viridiplantae; Streptophyta; Magnoliopsida; Malpighiales; Linaceae. The record is from the annotation of a GenBank genome assembly.
ACUUCUUCCUCCCUAUUCUAUCCUUCUUCCAUUUCAAUUUCACAGAGACAACAGAGACGGAGACGGUUCCAUAAUCACGAUUCUCCGCUUUGUUUUUGGUUACAAUUGUAGCAAACCAAGGACUACAGCACUCACCAGUCGCCAGCUAGCUCUGUUCUCCAAUCUCCAUGUCUAAGAAACGGGGACUCUCUUUGGAGGAGAAGCGUGAGAAGAUGCUUCAGAUAUUUUACGAGUCGCAGGACUUCUUUCUUCUCAAGGAACUCGAGAAGCUCGGUCCUAAGAAAGGUGUAAUCACUCAGUCCGUGAAAGAUGUCAUCCAGAGUCUUGUGGACGACGACCUGGUUUUAAAAGACAAAAUAGGAACAUCGAUCAGGGCUGAACAAUUUCUUCAUCCCAGGUAUACUUUUGGAGCCUUCCUAGCAGUGCGGGAAAUCAGGUGCAGCAUUGAUCUGAAGAAUGUAUACGACAAACUUAAAUCUGAUUUGGAAAGCAGUAAUAAGCGGUACAAGGAGCUUGUUGAACAGUCUGCAGCCCUGAAGAAGGGGCGUGAAGAAUCAGAUGAACGAGAUGUAGCCUUGACUGAGCUGAAAGGUCUUCAAGCAAAGCACAACGAGCUGAAGGAGGAGUUGGCAAAACAUGCAGAUAAUGAUCCAGCUGCCUUCGAAGCAAUGAAGGAAGCUAUCGACGUCGCCCAUGCAGCUGCAAACAGAUGGACAGACAAUAUCUUCACAUUGAGGCAAUGGUGUUCAAAGAACUUCCCCCAAGCGACAGAGCAGCUCGAUAACCUCUUCAAGGAGGUGGGGGUAACGGAUGAAUUUGACUACUUGGAGCUUCCACCUGCUCUCCCUCUCAGUUCAGUUAGCGUCCCCAAGGCUGAAGGCACUCCCUAGACUAUCUGGUUCACAGGCUCAUCAUUACAAUCUGGUGUAGAGUUGGCAUCAAGUAAACACAUAUAAGAUUAUAUAAAGCCAUAAAACAUAAUUUGACAUUAUAAUUGAUUAUUGGGUUAAUAUUCUAGAUUGGUCAGAAGUUUAAAUGUCAGUUUUGACUAAAAGACAUUUAUAACCAACUUUUCAAAUCAAUAGGU